Molecule: messenger RNA, 1141 nt
Organism: Vicia villosa (hairy vetch)
Lineage: Eukaryota; Viridiplantae; Streptophyta; Magnoliopsida; Fabales; Fabaceae
Exons: 3
Coding region: 556-1071 (171 amino acids)
Source: RefSeq, a predicted model, not a curated record
CUAACUUCUACAACCACAUGAGAUCUCAAGCAUGUAAUCUAUCAGAUAAGAAAAGAGAUGUUUUUUCCUAAUCCAUAGGCUGCCACAUCAGCGCAAGAAUCCACAAUUUUCCACAUCAGCAGCCUCAACUUUCUGUUCUUCUUAAUUCUCUACACGGUUGUGUUCCCUCAUUGUCUCCACGGUUACAAAACUUUCAAUCUUCCCCUCUAAUCUUCUUCUAUAGCGGUUUCACAAAACCGUUUCUCUUCCAAAUGCGAAAACAGUUCCUCCUCUCUCUCUCUCUCUCUCUCUCUCUCUCUCUCUCUCUCUCUCUCUCUCUCUCUCUCUCUCUCUCUCUCUCUCUCUCUCUCUCUCUCUCUCUCUCUCCUCCAUUCUUCCUCUUCUUCACAGGUUUCCAACUCUCUCCUUUCCUCUUUCUGCUUCAGCUCUCUGCAUUUCAUAUCUUUCUCCCUCAAAUUUCUUCUGUAUCUCCCUCUGAACCUAAUUAUCUUUCUAUCAAAAUUGUGAGAUUGUGUUUGAGAAAGCGAAUUUGAAGUGUGAAUCGGCGGUGACUUUAUGGUUCUAGAAAAGGGAACCAGAAACAAGAAUGAUGUGCAAAUCAGUUUCAGUGGUGUGGCGAUAGGACUGAGUGAGACGCGGUGGUUUCGGAUGCAGGUAAACUAUGAAUUUCUCAGUUUAUUACCCUUAUAUUUUUCUUAUUCUUAUCGGGUGGUAGAUCAGCGGUGGCCGCGCGUUUUCGACUGCGAGUUUGGUGGUGUCGGGUUCGACAUGAUUGAUGUAUUUUGGAGCGUUGUUAGCGUAAACCUCACACAGUUCAAUUCAGCAUCAUUGAAUAGGCACGUGUCCCGUGCGAAUGCGAGCAACUUGGGUAGCUGCAAAAAUGAAGGUUUUGUUGAGGUUUUUGUCGCUAUCCGAUUCCUGAGAAUCCAAAUUGAUUUCGGGCUCACGUUCAUAGCAACUGCUCUCCUUUCGGUUUCUCUGAAAAUUCAAUUAUACGCCCUUCUUCAUCAAUUUUCAUAUCAUGGUGGGUACUGUUAUUUUAUAAAAUCACUUUUCAAAAAAUUUGAUUGAUGUUGAUUAUGGAUAGCUUAUAAUGCAAGUCCUAUUGCUCGUACAGCUCUAAAUUAUGACGUUGGCUCAC